AGACUUUGAUUGACACCAGCAAAGUUCAUGUCUGCCCCCACCACUACCUCUAGAAAUACUCAUGCUAGCUUCACACAGACACAGUAGCUUCAUGAGGAAGAGAGAAGCUUACUGACAGUGACCUCAAAGCGAGGCUCCGCUUACUGGCAGAUGUUCUGAGGAUGGCAUUCGAAGCCUGCUGGAACUGAAUUAGACGUUGCUGCUUCUUCAGGUGUGAAGUCAGUUGUGUGACUGUGUGACUCAUGUACCUCAUGUCAUGUGAAGCGUUCACUAAGCAUCAGAACCCUGAUGGAGACAACAGCUGCUGGUAUGUCAUCAGCUGUAGAGUCUAACCUCUAUCGCCGUCUUCAUGCCAUCCUCAGAGAAUUGGAAACUGACACUCAAGCCGGCUCAGCUUGUAAUAAAGGGAUGCUGAGAUGGACUCUGCAUAAAAAGGUGGAGAACAGUCCCUCUAUUAGUAUCUCUAUGUUGAGGGUACUUGUUAAGGAGCUUGAAAAGGCAGAGAGAAUUGACUGCAAAAUUCGUAUCAUCCCUUUGCUGCAUACAUUGGCCUACACAGUUAUUCAGUCUGCUCAUGUUCCAGAUGACCUAAGCGAGAGGAUUUAUGUCUGCCUGAAUCGGCUAGUUACACUACCUGAGCCUUACUGCUCAAUAGGCCUCAACUAUGCUAAACUCCUGAAAAUGGAGCGCAACAUACCAGGCGCUUUGUAUCAAAGGCGGGUCAUUGCUGAACACAGCCUAAAGAAUGAACACUAUCCCCUUCAUGAAAGGGUGUUUGUGUUUGUGGACCAGGCCGUGUUUCCUCAGACUUUGCUGGAUGCUGUUAGGGCUGAUGUGCAGUAUGGAGCUGCAGACUGGGACACACUGAGCCACAAGCGCAGGGUCCUACUGCACACACUGCAGGCUGGUCUUGGGAAACAGUGCCAUGGACGACAACUAGCAGAGGCCCUAGAGGAAUUAUGUGAUGUAGAAAAAUACUUCCAGGAUGUUGUGGCCACUGUGGAGGAGAGAAUAGAGGAUGGAGGUUCAGAGCGUGACCAGUACAGUACAAGAUUACAGCAGCUCUACCAUGACAUCCUCUCCUCUACAGGCAAAAAUCCAUCAAGUCCUACUAAUCUGAUUGGAAGUACACUGCCCAGUCCUGAGAUCAGCUUCCAUGUCUGGACAAAGGAAGAUGAGAUAUGGAACGAGUUGGUUAACUUCGCUCUGAUGGUAAGCCCUGCCGAGCGAAGCUCUGUGUACCUAGAUGAGGACGAGGAUGCCAAACGUGCUUCUGUCAUCUCUACUGUGUCUAUAGACAGUGGUAUUGAAGGAGACCUGCCUUUAAAUGAGUUCGCCUCCAUGAUGGUGGAAACCCCUGGUGAGCUGGAGGUCCAGGAACAGCAGAGAAGCUCACAGUUUUUCAGGAGAGCAUGUGUAAGGUGGCCAAAGGCUGGAAACAGGAUGACUCUAAUGAUGGAGGCCAUUAAGGAAAGUGGAAUGACGGCAGGAGGUGGAAGUGGGGGCUCACUCCCAAAAGAAGAGAAAAACUUCACUGCUCGCCUGGUUGUCAUAGGUGAUGAUAGCACUCUGGGCAGACUGGGCAAGGCCUAUCACAGUAUACGAAAGAGGGAGGCACGCCAUCUUUUUCUGACAAAGAGAGUCAACUUGGAAAUAUACUACAUUCCAGUCUCUAGCCAGCCUCUUUCAACCUCUCCAGCUCAGGAAAAUAUACCAGGCCUUGUAGAUAUGCUUACACUAGCAGCAUCUUUGGGAAAGGUAGAUCCUUGGUACGAAUGCAACAUCAACAGUCUAGGAGGCAUGAUCCUGAAACUAGCUGAAAUGCAUUCCAGAUGUGGUGGAUCCUCUGAGCAAAACACCUUUCUUCAGGACAUCAUUUCAUACUACACUCGCACAGCACAGCAACCCAUCCAAAUCCCCAUCUACUCUGUCAAGAUGUCCUUCCCUGGCUUGGAUCCUAAAAUAGUGGAGGAUGUGUUUGUGUGUCAGUUGGACAUUGACUUCCCAGAGUUCAGGCCUUUCAGACCUACAUUAAAAGACACAAUCAAAGGAUCGGUGCGCUACAAGAAACACACACAAGACGAAGGAGGAGUAGUCGUGUCUGUCAUUUACAGAAGGGCAUCCAUCAGCAAUCGGGAAGUGGACAGAGGAAUGUCUCUGACAACGUGUGGAGCGUCGAUCUGCCACGCUCCAGCACGCGGAACCAAAAAUCUCGACAGCCUGAAUGUGGAUUUCCGUGAUCCAAAUCCUGCAAGAUACUGUCUGCCUACACUCAGAGUGACCAGAAUUUCCAUCAGAACCCUGGAGGAGAAGACAUUCACAGUAUGCUUGGACAAGGACUCCGACAGAACCUUCAAAAACGUCCAGAGUAUAGAGGUGAUUCCAAGCUCGGAUCCAGGAUUUUGCCUUCAGAAGUUCAAGUCCAGGCAAACUGUGGAGGAAGAUGACUCGGGGCUGAGCAGAUAUCUGAGCAAGACUUUCUCUUUGCCCAUCAACACCUUCUCUGGUGUGCUAUUGUGAUGAUAGCAGACACUCCUGCCUCUGACUUGAACUCUGCAGCCAAAGAGACACGCUGGCUGAAUCAUAUACCUCUGUGGUGUGAAUAUGUGCACAAUGCAUACAAGUGGUGUCUUGCCCAGUAUAGACAUUAAACAGCAAAAGGCUUUGUUUAUUACUGUUUUCUAUUUAUAUCUACUGUGUGUACUGGACACAGUCUUUUGGAUCAUUUAUUAAUUAUGGAUUACCAAAAACAGCGAUACUGAUGCUCCAAAACAACCCUGUGGUUUACUAACACUGUAACUGUACAGUCCAUGUUGUGUGUUUAAAAGCUUAUGAUUUCAUAGGGCUUGCACUGUUGUUUGCUGCACUGGUUGGCUGUUUGCAGUGGUUCCUGAGACCUUAAAUAAGCCCAAAAGGUGUUUUUGUCCAGCAGAUGGCACUGUAAUGCAAAAUUAAGAAGUGUAUGUAUUUGUUAAAGGGCAAUUCCACAAAUAUUUCAAAAUUUCUGUGUAAUUCACAGUGUAAUUGUUGAGAUAUGAAAUAGUUGAUCAUAGUGAAACUGACUCUGAUUUUAAUAUAAUAGUGGUGAAAAGCACCAGGGGUCACAAAUACAAGAUGGCCAAAGGUUUAUGUCAAAACUUUUCACAAACCAGUGUUGCAUUUUAUGUAACACCUUUCUGUGAGGCAGCUUUCGAAGACAUUACAUAAGCAAUAUGUAAGAUGACAUGAUCUGACAAACUCAUACUUCCCACUUCAAACAAGUAGGGAGCGACAUAUCACUAGAACAUUGUGGCAUCCACCCCUAUUGUAAGAAAGCAAGGAAAUGCACAGUCCCUCCUCCUCCUUCUUUACUCCUCCCCCGUUUACUUACCAGUCCAGAAGAAAUGUUGCGAGUUCAGCAUUAAACUUUAUUCCUUCUCUCUCUAAAAGCUCUCCAGUGGUGGAAAGUAAAGCCAAUGACAACUCUUGUGUGUGGGGAGGGGAGGGGGCUGUACACACACAAGAGUUAGAGAGGUUAGAAUAUUGCAUUGCUAUAAGUCUGCAGUGCUACUUCUUUAUCCUCUCAUGUUAGACUGUUGGCAGACUUGACGCUACGGUAGAUAUCUCUGCAACAUAAUACAUGGGCAUCAUUGGCGUUAUAUCAAUACUGUAAUUUCUUCACAUUCUGUCAAAAAUCUUACCAGUUGCACCUUUAGACACUUCAGAUGUCUGGUUCCUACCACUGUGAAUAGCUCUGAUUCUAUAACCACUCUGAAUGACUUUGAUUAUGUCUUAAUAGUUGAGUUAGGCGGAAAUUCUGAAAAAAAGCUGUGGGUUCUCCAUCAAAGAGCCUUUCUGUGAAUGCUACAAUUUACUUCCAAUUAAAGAAAAACACCCUGCUGACAGUGAUACUUUAUGCAUAAGUAGGGGUACGUACUCACCAAAUGGGCAAAAACAUGCUGGGCAGGUUUACAGAUUAGUAGCAAUGCAUGACAUUACUAAAUAUAGUUAAGUGCUUAAAAUGAACAUAUUUUACUCUCUAUUGCACUUUACACUACUACCUUUCUUAGCUUUAUGUCCAAAUAAAUGUCCAAAUUAAUGUCAGCACACAGCAGUCUUUGCAUACAGUAAAUGGUUUUAUACAGCCUUAAAACUAUUCAUUUUUUUUCAGUAAAACAUUCCCUCCAAAAAAAUGAACUGCUAGUUACAUGUACUCAAGUACAUUUCUGAUGGAUUUGUACUGUCCUGGAUAUUUUUUAAAAGAUGAAAUUUUACUUUUGCUUACUCCCUCACAGAAAAGUCACAUACUAUUCACAUGAAGUGUGCAAUAACCACACGUUCCCAAGUAGUCCCAAGGUUUUUUUUCCCUAUAGGAUGUGUGAAAACAUAUUUUUAACAUGUGAAUAGCGCAAAACCUACAGGUGUUUAUUUGCAUGUGAAAUAUGUGUAACUUUUCUGUAAGGGUAAGUAUAUUUGGAGAGAUAUCUGCUGUUUUUGACAGGAUCUGUACUGCUUUGCUGUUUGUCACACCUCUGACUUUUAAUGUCAUUUUAAAGGAUCCCAUACAACAAGAAUACUGAACGGCAUUUCCUAUACUGAUAGAUUCUGGAUAUACUAAUACGUUCUGCUGCAGCUCUGUAAGUUAUUCAUAUUGAAGUAGAUUUUUGACCCAGUUCUUCUGAUGGAUUUAUACUUUCCUGAGUAUUUUCCAUUUAGAAUACUAUUACUUCCACUUAAGUAUACAUAUAUAAUUUUACACUGAUGCGUUUAAUGUCAUUAUAAUAAUGUGUUGGUGACAGCAUCUGUACUGCUUUGCUGUUGGUCACAGCUCUGACUUAUCAAGUCACUUCAAAUGAUCCGAAAAAGAGAAAUAUAGCCCAGUAUACUUCAGUUCUUAUGCUGAUAGAUGCUGGAAUUACUAACAGGUUCUGCUGGAAUUCUAUAAGUUACUCAGUAUUUAAGUAGUUUCUGGCUCAGUACUUUUGAUGGGUUUGUCCUAGUAUUUUCUAAUUAGCACUUUGUACAGAACUUUGGUCAACACUUCUUAUGUUUAAUUGUGCUAUAUAAAUAAAUUGAAUUUGAAAUGAA
Molecule: messenger RNA, 5067 nt
Organism: Pygocentrus nattereri (red-bellied piranha)
Lineage: Eukaryota; Metazoa; Chordata; Actinopteri; Characiformes; Serrasalmidae
Gene: pik3r6b
Product: phosphoinositide-3-kinase, regulatory subunit 6b
Exons: 20
Coding region: 289-2520 (743 amino acids)
Biological process (GO): G protein-coupled receptor signaling pathway; positive regulation of MAP kinase activity
Cellular component (GO): phosphatidylinositol 3-kinase complex, class IB
Molecular function (GO): 1-phosphatidylinositol-3-kinase regulator activity
Source: RefSeq, a predicted model, not a curated record